Hyaloperonospora brassicae is the source of this 1263-nucleotide messenger RNA. Lineage: Eukaryota; Oomycota; Peronosporomycetes; Peronosporales; Peronosporaceae. The record is from the annotation of a GenBank genome assembly.
AUGCUGGCCAAGUCGCUCGCUGUGUCCUCCGUCACCGCCCGCCGCUCGCUCGGGUCGAUUCGCGGCGUAGCUGGCGGCCGCAAUGUCUACAACUGGCGUGACCCAUUGCUGCUGCAAGAUCAGCUCACGGACGAGGAGGCCAUGAUCCAGAAAUCUGCCACGGACUACUGCCAAGCAAAGCUGCUGCCACGGAUUGUCGAAGCGAACCGAAAAGGCGUGUUUGAUCGCUCGAUUAUGAACGAAAUGGGCGACAUGGGUUUCUUGGGGCCCACGAUUGAGGGAUACGGCUGUGCAGGAGUGGGCUAUGUGUCCUAUGGCCUCAUUGCGAACGCUGUCGAGCGGGUCGACAGCGCGUACCGCUCGGCGAUGAGUGUGCAGUCAUCAUUAGUGAUGCACCCGAUCAAUACUUUUGGAUCGGAUGAGCAGAAGGAAAAGUACUUGCCCCGCCUCGCCGCGGGCGAAAUCAUCGGUUGCUUUGGCUUGACAGAGCCGAACCACGGAUCCGACCCCAGCUCGAUGGAGACGCGCGCUAGACUGACAGGAGACAAGUACGUGCUCAACGGAUCGAAGAACUGGAUUACCAACGCCCCGAUCGCCGACGUCUUCCUCGUAUGGGCCAAGGACGAUGAAGGUGACAUUCGUGGGUUUAUCCUCGAGAAGGACUUCCCCGGUCUAUCAGCCCCUUACAUCGAAGGCAAGGCGACGUUGAUGGCAUCUGCGACUGGCAUGAUUUUCAUGGAGGAUGUUGAGGUUCCAAAGGAAAACAUGCUGCCCAACGUGAAGGGCCUCAAGGGCCCUUUCACCUGCCUCAACAGUGCUCGCUACGGAAUCGCCUGGGGAGCGCUUGGUGCAGCAUAUUCGUGCAUGGACAUUGCUCGCCAGUACACCAUGGACCGCUCUCAGUUCGGCGCUCCACUUGCUGCCAACCAGCUCAUCCAGAAAAAGUUGGCGGACAUGAACACGGAAAUCACGCUCGGUCUUCAAGGAUGCCUGCAAGUCGGUCGUCUGCUCGACGAGGGGAAUGCUCCUGUGGAAUUAAUCUCGAUGGUCAAGCGCAACUCUUGUGGCAAGGCCCUCGAGAUUGCGCGCAAUGCGCGAGACAUGCUCGGCGGCAACGGCGUUUCCGACGAGUACCAUAUCAUGCGUCACGUGGUGAACUUGGAGGCCGUGAACACGUACGAAGGCACGCACGACGUGCACGCGCUGAUUCUCGGCCGUGCGAUCACAGGUCUCCCUGCUUUUGUGCCCCGCAUGGCGCCGUAG